Puccinia graminis f. sp. tritici CRL 75-36-700-3 is the source of this 1260-nucleotide messenger RNA. RefSeq lists its product as uncharacterized. The record is from RefSeq and is a predicted model, not a curated record. The transcript has 2 exons. NCBI's taxonomy places the organism in Eukaryota, Fungi, Basidiomycota, Pucciniomycetes, Pucciniales, Pucciniaceae. Bases 1 to 1260 code for a protein of 419 amino acids.
AUGUACAACAGGGCUCCAACCACCUCACACAAUGAAGAAAACGACAAUGGAUUGUUCAAUCGAUCUACUAUCAAUGGGGAACAGCAAACGUCAAAACGCAAACGCGUCCGUCCAGGUAAAAACGUUAAGCGUUGGGAGUUGAAGAAGAAGACCGCACUUCAGCCAUUUCAAGCCGCCUCAACUAAUCCAUCUCAAGAACAAGAAGAUGAGAAGGGAAUUUCUUCUACCCAUUCCGCCACCCAAUCUAACAACAACGACACCAACAAUAACCAAAAAGAAAAGAUCUUUGUCUACCUCGUCCCCCCUAGCCACCAGUUUGACCCCAAACCUUCUGAAGCAAUAACAACCCAACAAACUCUCCAACUUUACCAACACUUCACCCAUGGCACCUGUGUUGCUGCGCCUCGUGGUGAACCGCCAUUCUGCAAGGUCAAAUACGUCCCUUUCGAUACGAUGUCUGCUGAAGAGCUUCAAGGCUGGGAAAAACUUGUUUGUCACUUCUUUGACAGGACCAACUAUGUUGCCGCAGUUAAAAACAACGGGCCUCAAAUGGAUGGAUCUAUGUGGGCUGAUGGAUGGCGCAAGGGCUCAAAAAAGGAAUCUUUUGGACGUUACUGCUCCGUUGGAAAACUUGUCAAGAUGAUGCUCCUGGCCAACUACAAUCCUCAAGACGAAGCUGCCUCAAUCAAAGAAGCAAGUGAUUUCAUCUCAAUCCAGCUCCAACAUCUUGCCCCCGGCGUCUUUGAAAAAUACCGUGAAACCUUGAUUGAAAACAACCUCCCAUCCAUGUCUCACAUGGAAUAUCCUUUACCGUAUGAUGCUCUCGACUUUGCCUCUUUUCUCACCUUCACUAUGUUUGACUUCCACAAUGGACCCCACUGCGACACCGACGCCAAUCAUUGGACUCUUGUUUGCUGGAUUCCUAUAUUCAACCCACGCAACUGCUCUGAGGACGACCCCAUUUUGGCCGAUGAUGACUUUGACAUGUUGGGAGGUCAGUUCACCUUUAGGGACUUUCAGGUUUGCUUGGACUUGCAUCAUGUUCUAGGUGUUGCUCUCUGUGUUUUCAGGUCCAGGGAUUACACACAUCAGACCCUGCCAGGAGCUUCUCCAUCUGGCAAGUACACACGUAUUGGUUUCUCUUGUCAAAUGUCUGAAGCUAUGUCUAAUGCUGUAGUUGCUCAUAUCAACGGCACAGCUCCUUUCCUUGAGGUGGCUGGGCAAGAAAAACAAGUAUCCAACGCCCAGAAGAAGUUGUAA